Molecule: messenger RNA, 465 nt
Organism: Cylas formicarius (sweet potato weevil)
Lineage: Eukaryota; Metazoa; Arthropoda; Insecta; Coleoptera; Brentidae
Product: homeobox protein Hox-B1-like
Exons: 2
Coding region: 1-465 (154 amino acids)
Biological process (GO): regulation of DNA-templated transcription
Molecular function (GO): DNA binding; DNA-binding transcription factor activity, RNA polymerase II-specific
Source: RefSeq, a predicted model, not a curated record
AUGAUGUGCAACUUAAAAAGGCACCUAAGAACGGAAUGCGGCAAGGAAAAGAAACACUCCUGCUCUUUCUGCGGCAUGAGGAGACGGCAGAAUUACACACCGAAUCAGAUCUCGCUCCUCGAGAAGGAGUUUCAGGAAAACGCGUACCUGGACUCCUUCCGACGGGCGGCGAUAUCCCGCAAGCUGGGUCUGUCCCAGAAACAGAUCAAAAUCUGGUUCCAGAACCGGCGCAUGAAGGAGAAACAUUCUAAAAGGCUAAACGAGGCGGAUCACAACACUAACUCCUCCAGUUCGCAACCGGAAGGACCUCUCAAUUUGUCCAAUAGCGCAACGAGUUCCAGCCAGAGCGUUAAACCGGAACUACUCCCUGCGGAUAUCACCAGUCAGAUGCAGGCGCUCAUCGCGAAUCUCGCUCAUCCCUCCCUGAUCAACCCCCUCAACCACUUGCCGCAUAAUUUUCCGUAA